Messenger RNA from Arabidopsis lyrata subsp. lyrata, 1101 nucleotides. Its product is annotated as ethylene-responsive transcription factor 4. The transcript has a single exon. Gene Ontology annotation, molecular function: DNA-binding transcription factor activity; DNA binding. Bases 98 to 757 code for a protein of 219 amino acids. Lineage: Eukaryota; Viridiplantae; Streptophyta; Magnoliopsida; Brassicales; Brassicaceae. The record is from RefSeq and is a predicted model, not a curated record. Gene Ontology annotation, biological process: regulation of DNA-templated transcription.
UUACUCUCUCUCCCAUCUAUUAUAUAUAAACAACUCUCUUCCUUCCUCUUCUCCCUUCAAUUAUCUAUCACACCACUCUCUCUCUAUCUCUCCAAAUAUGGCUAAGAUGGGCUUGAAACCCGACCCGGCUACUACAAACCCGACCAACAAUAAUGCCAAGGAGAUUCGUUACAGAGGCGUUAGGAAGCGUCCUUGGGGCCGUUAUGCCGCCGAGAUCCGAGAUCCAGGCAAGAAAACCCGCGUCUGGCUUGGUACUUUCGAUACGGCUGAAGAGGCGGCGCGUGCUUAUGAUACGGCGGCGCGUGAUUUUCGUGGAGCUAAGGCUAAGACAAAUUUCCCGACUUUUCUCGAGCUGAGUGAUCAGAAGGUGCCUACCGGUUUCGCGCGUAGCCCUAGCCAGAGCAGCACGCUUGACUGUGCUUCUCCUCCGACGGUGGUUGUGCCAUCAGCGACGGCUGGGAAUGUUCCGCCGCAGCUCGAGCUUAGCCUCGGGGGAGGCGCGUGUUAUCAGAUCCCGAUGGCGCGUCCUGUCUACUUUUUGGACCUGAUGGGAAUCGGAAACGUUGGUCGUGGUCAGCCUCCUCCUGUGACAUCGGCGUUUAGAUCGUCGGUGGUGCAUGUUCCGACGAAGAUGACUUGUGGGGCCCAGAGCGACUCUGAUUCGUCUUCCGUCGUUGAUUUCGAAGGUGGAAUGGAGAAAAGAUCUCAGCCAUUCGAUCUAGAUCUAAACUUGCCUCCCCCGUCGGAACAAGCCUGAGCUUUUAACGGUGUCGUUUCAAUUCGAUGCGCGUGGGUUUUUUUUAUUUGAGCUGAGAGAAUUCGUUUUCUCAUAGUUUUUUGUUUUCUCUCUCUCAGCCUAAAAUUAUUAUCAGUGUUUAGAAAGAAAAAAAAAACAAAUUAAAUCUGAGGGAGAAAAAUAUAAUUUUAGCUAACAUGGAUCGUUAUGUACAUAUUAUUUACAUAACUGGUGAUCUGAACUUUUGUUGUGUGCUUUUUAGUUUUUUGCGACUUGGUUUCACCAUGUUGUUUCUCUAUUUUUACUUUUUUAUCUUUUGUUCUUCCAAAUUUUCAAUCAAUAAUUUGGUAAUCUUCAAUGUUGUG